Molecule: messenger RNA, 1177 nt
Organism: Prosopis cineraria
Lineage: Eukaryota; Viridiplantae; Streptophyta; Magnoliopsida; Fabales; Fabaceae
Exons: 3
Coding region: 336-1127 (263 amino acids)
Source: RefSeq, a predicted model, not a curated record
CUCUCCUUCGCCUCUCCUCCACCAUCACAGAUCCGGAUCUCUUCCUUCCCUAAGCUUCUCCUUCCUUCAUCAACGGUGGCUGCAUUUCACUGUUAAUUUCUCCCCAUCUCUUUCACGGAUCAAGCUCAUUUUGGGACUUGGGCGGCAUUUCAGAGCUGAGAGAACUCCGACCAGCAGCUUUUGCAACCUGUGGAGUGCAAAGGUGAACAUUCCGACCAGCUCGUGGAACUCCAAUCCUCUUCUCCGAUCUGCUCUUCGAUCUGCAAGCUCUCCAGCAAGUUAAGAAAAAUGAGCGUAAAGGCUCUACCUUAUCAAAGGAGGGUUGGGAGGCGCUAAUGCAACAGUUCAAUGCUUUGAGUUCAAGAAGUUAUGAUAAGAAGCAGUUGAAGAAUAAAUGGGACAAUUUGAGGAAAGAUUGGAAUAUAUGGGACAAGCUAUUAAACAAAGAGACCGGUUUGGGAUGGGAUAGUGAAAAGAAUACUGUUUCAGCACCAGAGGAGUGGUGGAGUCAAAAGAUUAAGGAGAAUCCUGAGUAUAGGAAAUUCAGGCAUAGACCACUUCCAUAUGCACAAGAAUUGACACAGUUGUUCCAGCCAGUUGCAGCACAGGGCACUUACAUGUGGACACCUGCGGCUGAUGAUCCACAAGAUGUGUACAGGCCUCAAUUGGAUUUGACCGAAGGAUCAGGAGACAGUGAUGAUAUAAGAAACAUUAAUGGAGGAGCUCUCCCAGGAAUUGGGCAGGUUAACUUGAAUAAUGCAUACAGUGGUGGUACUAAUUCAGGGAGCAAGCGAAAGAGAGGUGAAAGUGGUCAAAACAAAAAGGGAAAACGUCUUGCAACGGUGAUGGUUGAUUCAGUGAGUCGAUUGGUGUCCACACAAGAGGAUAGGGUUUCAACAUUGAAGUCAAUUCUUAAUUCCAUAGAGGGUGGAACAAAACCAGUUGACCAAAAUAUGUUGGAGGUUGCAAAGGAACUUUAUGGAAUCGAGGAGAUUGCUUAUGAUGAGGUGCUUCUUGGACAGUGUGCUGUGGCCUUGCUAGAUAAGACCGCAAGGGACAUGUAUAUUGGGCUUAGGGACAACAGAAGAGCAUUAGUGGCCUAUUUGAGGUGCUUGGGCAAAAAAUGAAAUUAGAUCAUCUUAGCUUGCCUUCUAAUGUUUUAAAAUUUAGCUAGUGU